GGGGAGACGGGAGGGACUGGGAGGGACUAGAAGUAUAUUGGGCCAUACUGGGAUAUACUGGGAUGAGAGAUGGGGACACUGGGUGUUACUGGGAGACACUGGGAUGGACCAUACCGGUCUAUACGGGUCCAUACUGGUCUAUACUGGUGUAGGGCCAACGUGCGCCGCAUGCACGCGGCAGAGCGGCUCAAUGACGCCAUCGUGCGGCGAUCGGCGGCAUCGCGCCUCGUCCUCCUCGACUUGCCCGCACCUCCACCGCCGCCGCGGCCACGGGAUGACAACUAUGUGGAAUUUCUGGAGGUGCUGACGGAGGGACUGGGACCGGUGCUGCUGGUGCGGGGUGGGGACCGGACCAGUAAGGACCAGUAAAGGACCAGUAUGGAGAUCAAUGGGCUGGAUGGGGCAGCACGGAGAUCUGCGGGGCGCCCACGGUGCUCCCAGUAUGGAUCCCAGGGCUUCCAGUAUGGCACUGGUGCCCCCAGUAUGGAUCCCAGUACACUGAAGGCUCUCCCAGUGUUCCCAGCACAACACCAGGGCUCCCAAUCGGGAUCCCAGCACACUGAGUGCCCUCCCAGUAUGGAUCCCAGUGCUCCCAGUAUGGAUCCCUGUACACUGAAAGCUAUCCCAGUACACCACCAGUGCUCCCAGUAUGAAUCGUAGCACAUUGAGGGCGCUCCAAGGAUGGAUCCCAGUAUACUGAGGGCCCUCCCAGUGCUCCCAGUACAACACCAGUGCUUCCAGUAUGGAUCCCAGUGCCCCCAGUACCCCCCAAUAAACUCUUCCCCCACCCC
This is a messenger RNA of Meleagris gallopavo (turkey), 791 nucleotides long. The record is from RefSeq and is a predicted model, not a curated record. Lineage: Eukaryota; Metazoa; Chordata; Aves; Galliformes; Phasianidae.